Messenger RNA from Seminavis robusta, 3009 nucleotides. The record is from the annotation of a GenBank genome assembly. Lineage: Eukaryota; Bacillariophyta; Bacillariophyceae; Naviculales; Naviculaceae.
GCAAGUCGCUACGGCAUAUCAGCAAUAUCACAACGACUGGGUGGUGCUGAUACUAGCUAGUAAGCAUCAAGCUGAGGCUCACGUCGCGCGAAUAAUAGCAAACCAUGAGAGGGAAGCUCUUCUGCUUCGUCCCAACCACGCCAUUAAACGCUCACAACGACACCACACUUGAGUUUCAAUUGUGGAUUGUAGCAGACACUAAGAAAUAUGCAAAAAGGUUCCGAGUAUUGUCCUGACGAAGAAGAGUUGGGUCCACUCAAGAUUGUUCAAUUGACCCAGAGAGGAGCCCGUGCUGCUUCUAGCCAAGGCGAUGACAUGCUCGUGCCAUCCAACACCACCCCCACCAACGAAGUGGAGCCAUGCACCGAUAAGAUUACAAAGGACAUGGCACCAACUCCAAUGUGUACUGUACCGGGCAAACACGCCAAUGCCAUGGACAGAGUCACCAGUGUGGAUGGCACACAAAGUGACGGAGCAAAGGUUGCAGAAGCAAUAGCCGGAGUUAAACCAAACUGCUUGACGCUGGAAAAAGUACUGCCUGUUGAAGCCCUUGGCCAGGCAAGUAGCACCAGUAAAACCAAGCCUGCUCAGUCGAGAAGUCAGACUGGAAGAGGAGUAGCAAUCCAGUCCAACGAAGCCACAAACUUUGAUGUAAUGAAGGUCGUUGAAGCCAGAGCACGCGAUGCCAGCAUGAAUCUGCAGAGAGUAGAGUACGUGGAUGCUGAGACGGGGAAAGCAGACAGCACCCUUCAAAUUGGGCGCACACAAUCAUCAAGGAGGGCUGCAGGCAUUCAGGCCGCAGUACCGGUAUCACCAAGCCAGACUACAAUAGCACGCAACGAAACCAACUAUGAAAUGAAGGUGCUUGAAGCCAGAGCCUGCAGAGCAGCUGCCUUGAGUCUGCAGAGUGUACAAACGCUGGACAGACAACAACCUGGGGAUAUUAGUCCAACAAUGGGGCUAGAGGUGCUUGCAGUCAACCAGUCAGUUCGUCCUGGAGCCUAUGCUGGAGUGCCGGGGGCAAGCGUACGCCGUAACACUGAUAUUCGUUUGUCGCUUCUGGGGCGGGAAGGAUUAUUUGGAAGUGAACCUAUGACCUCCUUCCAGAGUGAAAACUUUGAGGAUGGUCCAUCAGAGACAAACGGCAAUAGACUGUCUGUUGCCAUCCCAGUUGACGAGCCUUCUACAACAAACAUACAGACUGCACAAGAACUACCAACCAUCAGCGAGCCUGGACAAGACUUGGAUGAAGCAAGAAUCAAGAGACGCAAGGAGAAUCUCAAAGCUACACUGAAGAUUGCCAGAGCAGGGUUGCUGUUCAUUCUCAUUAUUGUACUCUUGCUUGCUUUCCUCUUGCCAGACAAAGAUCAGGUUGAAGCAACACAGUCCAAAACAACUGCACCACCAAUGAGCAUGAGCACAACCACAGCUCCGACCUCCAUGGAAUCGUUAUUUCUAUCCCUGCUGCCUGAGCACACCACCAAGGCAUUGGAAGAUACAGCUUCAGCACAAUACCAAGCUUUUCGAUGGCUCAGAGAGGAUCCCUUCAUCUAUGGAUACUCAGAGCAGCGCAUACUUCAAAGGUAUGCUCUGAUGACUGUCUUCUAUUCCACUGCAGGCCCAACUCAAUGGUUCAACAAGACAGGUUGGGGGAGCUACCAUCUUCAUGAAUGUGCUUGGUUUCAAAAUCAAGAAUUUGCUCUCAAGUCAUUCGUAGGAAAGCUAUACCCAGGCUUCCUAAGAGGCUUCUUGGAGCCUCUACCUGACAGCCAAUGUGACAAGCAAGGGCUCUAUCAACAUUUGUGGUUGGAUCAGAACCACCUUGUUGGUUCUCUGCCAGAAGAACUUUACAGCUUGACCUCACUCAAAACUCUUUCUGCUGGUCUGAAUCCUCUGUAUGGCUCAUUGUCUAGUUAUAUUGGACAGCUUACAGAGUUGCAGGGGCUUGUCAUUUUCACGACUGGGCUGUCUGGAUCCAUACCAAAGGAAAUCGGCAGCAUGUCAUCAUUUAAAGUUAUUGGGCUGAAUGACAACAAGCUGGAAGGGUCCAUUCCAGAUGAACUUUGGCAACUAAGCAGUCUGGACAGCCUUGUGCUUGGCCGUAAUGAGAAGUUACGCGGUACUAUUCCAUCAAGUAUUGGCACUUUCCCAAAGUUGAGGUGGCUUUUGAUUAAUGAGUGUAAUCUCUCUGGCUCCAUUCCUAAAGAGCUUGGGCAGGCUACAUCUCUAGAAUGGCUGGUUUUGUUGGGGAAUCAACUUUCUGGGACUCUCUCCAGUGAGCUUGGAGCACUCUCGAAGCUUUGGAUUGUUUCCUUGAGUGGCAAUCUUCUCCAGGGGACUCUGCCCAGUCAACUUGGUCUUCUCACUUCAUCCUACCGUAUGACCCUGCGCCACAAUUUCUUCACGGGCACCCUUCCCUCUGAGCUGGGUAUCCCUCCACUGCAAUGGCUAGUCCUUGAGUCAAACCAGCUUUCUGGUACAAUUCCCAGUGCUUUCUCUGGCCUUUCCAAUUUGGAGUUUAUCUCUCUGGGAAACAACAGUUUCACUGGAGAAAUCCCUUCGGAGUUUGGGCUUCUGACAUUGCUGGGCAGGCUCACCAUGGAAAAUAAUCUCCUCCAUGGAACUGUUCCAGCUGAACUGGCUUCCUUGCAGGAAUCACUGUACAGCUUCCGAAUUGAUGGCAACAGCUUGCUCUCUGGUGUGAUACCAGAACCUCUUUGUACUGUGAAUGGCACAUGCAUUGGAGAUAGCUUGGUGUCUCAUUGUGAGGGGUCUUCUGGAUCAUCUUUUGAUUGCACUGAGUUGUUGUGUGGGUGUGAAUGCCCCUGCUGAGUUCUGCUGGUCUUUGGCUGGCGAUUCAGUCGUUCAAUUGAAUAUCCCUUGUACUUAGUCCGUUGUCACUAUAGUUUAGACCUUGCUUUGAUACUUCUUUGGCUAGCUAGGCGGAAAGGCAAUCGCGCUGUCCCGUUUCGAAUCAACUAAAAUGACCCGCCUGUAACUCGCAUCCAC